Messenger RNA from Ictalurus furcatus (blue catfish), 2418 nucleotides. RefSeq names its product SHOC2 leucine rich repeat scaffold protein (gene shoc2). The record is from RefSeq and is a predicted model, not a curated record. The coding region runs from base 445 to 2187 and encodes 580 amino acids. NCBI's taxonomy places the organism in Eukaryota, Metazoa, Chordata, Actinopteri, Siluriformes, Ictaluridae. Gene Ontology annotation, molecular function: protein binding. The transcript is spliced from 9 exons.
GCGGGGCGGGUUCGCGCUGCAGCGGCGGCGUUAGGGAAGGAGGAGGAAGCGGAGGAUGGCGGAGCGACACCGCUGAAGAUCAGCGAGAAAGAUGCGACCUCUGCUGACCCCUUUGUCUCGCCCUGUUCUGAUCCAGUCGAGGGAGUUUCUACAGUUCAGACGAGCAUGAGGCUACUCGCCUCGUCGUUCAUGACCCGGCUCAGUCACGCUCCUCUCUCCCUCAUGGAGUGUUAACGGACGCAGGAGCGCCCGGGUGUUGCCGCCCAUCAUCACACACACACACGCACUUACGCACGCGUACAGGUGCGUACGAACGCACUGAGGUGUAGCAGUGAUUUUUUUUAAAAAAGCUUUUUGUUUGAGUUCCAAACGAGAGACACGAAGAAAGGAGAGCGAGAGCGAGACUCGGGCUCUCAUGCUCCGUCAGGCCGAAGUGCUUUCACCAUGAGCAGCGCUUUAGGCAAAGACAAAGACUGCAAAGAAAAGGAGGCCAAAGUGCUCACGGGUAAGGAGCGCGACAAGGAGCACAAGGCGCUCGGCAGCCUCGGGAAGGACGGCAAGGAGCCCAAAACCAAAGGGAAAGACGCCAAAGAUGGGAAGAAGGACGCGGGAGGCGCGCCGCCGGCUGUCGCGUUCUCCGUGGACAACACGAUAAAGCGGCCGAACCCGGCAACGGGAAUGCGCAAGAAGUCCAGCAACGCCGAGGUGGCCAAAGAGCUGGUGAAAUGCCGCGACGAGAACGCGACGCGCCUGGACCUGUCCAAGCGCUCCAUCCACCUGCUCCCGUCGUCCGUCAAGGAGCUGACUCUGCUCACCGAGCUCUACCUGUACAGUAACAAGCUGCAGAGCCUCCCGGCCGAGCUGGGCUGCCUGUCGGGCCUGGUGACGCUGGCGUUGAGCGAGAACUCGCUCACCAGCCUGCCGGACUCGCUGGACAACCUGAAGCGGCUGCGCAUGCUCGACCUGCGGCACAACAAGCUGCGGGAGAUCCCGGCCGUGGUGUACCGCCUCACGUCUCUCACCACGCUGUACCUGCGCUUCAACCGCAUCACCGCCGUCGAGAAGGACAUCCGCAACUUGAGCAAGCUCACCAUGCUGAGCAUCCGCGAGAACAAGAUCAAACAGCUGCCCGCCGAGAUCGGAGAACUGUGCAACCUGAUCACUCUGGACGUGGCCCACAAUCAGCUGGAGCACCUUCCUAAAGAGAUCGGCAACUGCACACAGAUCACCAACCUGGACCUACAGCACAACGAGCUCCUGGACCUACCCGAGACUAUCGGCAAUCUGUCGAGUAUAAACCGCUUGGGUCUACGGUACAACAGACUGUCGGCGAUCCCCCGGUCGUUAGCAAAGUGCCGGGAGCUGGAAGAGUUAAACCUCGAGAACAACAACAUCUCCGUGCUGCCUGAGGGCCUGCUCUCGAGCCUGGUGAACCUGACGAGUCUGACGCUGGCACGCAACUGUUUCCAGUCGUACCCGGUGGGCGGCCCGUCGCAGUUCUCCACCAUCUACUCGCUGAACAUGGAGCACAACCGUAUCAACAAGAUCCCCUUCGGCAUCUUCUCUCGCGCCAAAGUCCUCAGCAAGCUCAACAUGAAGGACAACCAGUUGACGUCGCUGCCGCUGGACUUUGGGACAUGGACCAGCAUGGUGGAGCUGAACCUGGCCACCAACCAGCUGACUAAGAUCCCCGAGGACAUCUGCGGCCUCGCUUCCCUCGAGGUCCUCAUAUUGUCCAACAACCUACUGAAGAAGUUACCUCACGGCAUCGGGAACUUGCGGAAGCUGCGCGAGCUCGACCUGGAGGAGAACAAGCUGGAGUCGCUCCCGAACGAGAUCGCCUACCUGAAAGACCUACAGAAACUUGUGUUGACCAAUAAUCAGCUGACCACGUUGCCGAGAGGGAUCGGUCACCUGACCAACCUGACUCACCUGGGACUGGGAGAGAACCUUCUGCAGCACCUGCCUGAGGAGAUCGGCACUCUGGAGAACCUGGAGGAACUGUACCUGAACGACAACCCCAACCUGCACGGCCUGCCCUUCGAGCUGGCGCUGUGCAGCAAGCUGUCCAUCAUGAGCAUCGAGAACUGCCCUCUGAGCCAGCUCCCGCCGCAGAUCGUUGCUGGCGGCCCGUCCUUCAUCAUCCAGUUCCUCAAGAUGCAGGGCCCGUACCGCGCCAUGGUCUGAUCUCGCCGCCCGGAAACCACCACCACCACCACCACCACCCCCCGGAACCUACAGCCCGAACAAACAAACUAGUCCGUGUGCAGUUUCAGGACGUCCGAGAGAGAAAGAGGACACGACGACGAUUAUUCCAAAUCAUAAACCGGUUCAGGACGCGGUCACGGGCCUCGUAAUAUCGUACCACGCCGUGAUGUCAUCACACACACACACACACACACACACACACACACAAAA